This is a messenger RNA of Pogona vitticeps (central bearded dragon), 7411 nucleotides long. The record is from RefSeq and is a predicted model, not a curated record. NCBI's taxonomy places the organism in Eukaryota, Metazoa, Chordata, Lepidosauria, Squamata, Agamidae.
CCUUCUUGCUCCGGAGGCGUCAAUCUGAAUGGGGACUUUGAAAAGUCAGCUUUUUUUUCUGGACAACAACUCCCAUCACUCUUCAAGGCGGUGGUCCGAGUUUUGCGAACUGCAGUCCGAAAAAAUCCGUUUGUGGGGGGAGAAUAUACAGACCUCCAAAGCCUUCCUUUAAAAAAAAAAAAUACUACAACUCCCAGAGUCCCCAGCCAGCAGAGCCAGUGACAGGGCUGAUGGGAGUUGAAGUCCGAAGAGUAUUGCGCGUCCAACCCUUGGCGUGAACACGUCAAGAACUUAUGUAGACCUUUUCUUUUGGGACUACAACAUCUGUGGUCGUGCUGUCUGGGGAUUCUGGGAGUUGUAGUAGGGGAAAUUAAAAAAAAAAACAAUUUUUCUAAGCCUUUCCUGCCUGUGGGGCCGCGUGUUUGCCCUCUCCUGUCGUUGGGCGGCUUGGCCUGAAAGGAACGGCGUUACUUUCUUGAGCGGAGGAACGGAGCUGAGCUGGAGGGGGCCACCUCCUCCAGAGCAAAGGCAGGCUCCUCUGCAGACGUUUUUCCUCUUCUCUUCCUGGCAAAGCAAAGAAGUUACUUUCCCCUCCUUGGCAUUACCUCUCCCUCGUUAGAUCUGCAGAAAAAAUGUCAGAGGUAAGAAACGAAAGGGAAGGGCAUCAAGCACAGGAGGAAAAGGGUGAAUGUUCGGAUGCAGAAGAAAGUGUUGAGAAUCAAAAUGGAAUGAAGGAAUUGGGAGGAAAACAAGUAGAUGAGAAGACAGAUGGAUCCAUUGUUCAUCCAGAGGAAGUCCAAGUCCAUCAGAAAACAUCCAAGAGAGAGGGAAGCCAUGAGUGCCCCAAGAGUGGGGAAUCUUUUGCCAAGAAAUCGGCACUUUAUCGCCAUGCGAAAGUUCACAAAAGGGAGAAAUCAUUGACGUGCCUGGAGUGUGGAAAGAGUUUUGGUCGGUCUGCAGAUCUUGCUGAACAUCUUAGUACCCACACAGGUGAGAAACCGUUUGAAUGCCUGGAAUGUGGGAAAACCUUUGGACUGAGAGGAAAUCUUAUUACCCAUGAAAGAAUUCACUCAGGGGAGAAGCCGUUUGAAUGUCUGGAGUGCGGAAAAAGCUUCUGUCAAUCUACAAACCUUGCUACUCAUCAUAGGACCCACACUGGCGAGAAACCAUUUGAAUGCAUGGAGUGUGGGAGAACUUUUGGACUGAGAGCACAUCUUAUAAACCAUGAAAGAAUUCACUCAGGGGAGAAACCUUUUACAUGCCUGGAGUGUGGAAAGAGUUUCAGUCAAUCUGGAAGCUUUGCUCGACAUCACAGGACCCACACAGGCGAGAAGCCAUUUGAGUGCCUCGAAUGCGGGAAAAGCUUCCGCCUGAGAGAAAUUCUUACUACCCAUGAGAGAAUUCACUCAGGGGAGAAGCCAUUUAAAUGUCAGGAGUGUGGAAAGAGUUUCAGUCAACGUGCGAGCCUUGCUAAACAUCAUAGGACCCACACAGGUGAAAAGCCAUUUGAGUGUCUUGAAUGUGGAAAAAGCUUCAGCCAACGCUCACACCUUUGUUACCAUAAAAGGACUCAUGAAGGAGAGAAGGCUUUUAAGUGCAUGGAGUGUGGAAAGAGCUUCUGUUCAGGUGGCAGACUUAGUAGACAUCACAGGAUCCACACCAAGUAGAGACCAUUUCAAUGUCAUGGACUCAUCCUCAGAAUAAUAAAUAGAAAGGACCCUAAUAUGGUGAAAGGCGAAGGAACAGAAAUCGCGGACCCUUGGGCCCUGAGCGGAAGGGUCCUGUGGAGGAAGAAGGGCGCCAUGUCGGCCGAGGCCUUGGGCCUCCGCGACGCCCUGAGGGUGAGGACGGCGCUGCGCCAGGCCCCGCACGGGGUGCCCGCGGAGCACCGGGCCGCCUUGCCGGAGACCCCGAAGGAGGUCCCGCGGGGUAUCUUCUGGGAUGAUCCCGCCUCGCAGGAGGCGGUGGGGACCCUCCCGGGCCAGCCGCCCCUGGAAGGAGACCCCCGUCCCAAGCAGAAGCGGGAGGGCCUGGAUGCAGCCCCGGGACCUCUACCCCCGAAACAGGCGGCCGAGGAGGAGGCUUGGAGGGAGGCUGCCCCACAGGAGGAGCGGGGUGCCCCGGGGCAGGAGGCAUCGGAGGCCUGGGGCAAUGGCCUUUGGGGUGCCAGGAGGAAGGGACGGGAUCCCCUGGAGGAGGAGGAGGAGCGCGAUCUGCCGAGGGAUCCGCGGGAAUUUCUGGGAGAGAUCCCAUUAGAGAAGCCGACGGGUUUUCCCCAAGAGAAUUGGGAUGGUCUGAAGCAGGUCACAGUGUCCUUUGAGGAGGUAGCUGUAUAUUUCACCAUGGAAGAAUGGGCUCUCCUGGAUCAAAGCAAGAGGGUGCUGUACAAGGAAGUCAUGCUGGAGAAUUAUCGGAAUGUUUCCUUAUUGGGAACUCCGAUUCCUCAGCCUCAACUCGUCUCUUGCCUGGAAGAAGAAGAAGAACUGUUUGUCUUGGAGCAAAAGGCAGUUGAAAGUGAGGUUAAAACAUCCCAUCAUAACCACUGGAAAACCAACACCAUGGAGAAAUGCUUUCAAUGUUCAGAGGGUGAAACCUGUUUUGAUGAGAACAUCACACUUGCUUGCCACCAGCAAAUACACACAGGAGAGAAACCGUAUAAAUGUCUCAAGUGCGGAAAGCGCUUCUGUGACCAUAAUCACCACACCACUUAUCAAAAAAUUCUACCAAGAGAGAAGCCCUAUAAAUGCUGGGAGUGUGGAAAGAUCUUUAAUAGGCAAGAACACUUGAUUGCCCAUCAGAGAAUUCACACAGGAGAGAAACCGUAUAAAUGCUUAGAGUGCGAAAAGAGUUUCAGUCAGAAGUCAGGUCUUACUGCCCAUCAGGGAACUCACACAGGAGAGAAACCCUUUGCCUGCCUCCAGUGUGGGAAAAACUUCAGCUUGAGGGCAAACCUGACCUUACACCAAAGAAUUCACACAGGCCAGAAACCCUAUAAAUGCCUGGACUGUGAGAAGAGUUUCCACAGACAUGAUCACCUCAUCUACCAUCAAAGAAUUCACACAGGGGAGAAACCAUAUCAAUGCCUGGAAUGCAGCAAGAGCUUCAGCAGGAAAGGACACCUUACUAAACACAGCCGGACCCACACAGGAGAGAAACCCUUUAAAUGCGUGGAGUGCGGCAAAAGCUUCAGCCAGAGGUCGAGCCUCACAGUACAUCAAGGCACUCACACGGGAGAGAAACCGUUUAAGUGCUUGGACUGUGACAUGAGCUUCAGGCAGAGGCAGGCCCUUAUUGCCCAUUACAGAAUUCAUACAGGUGAGAAACCCUAUACGUGCCUGGACUGUGGGAAAAUCUUCCGCUCGUACCAGCAGCGUUCUGUACACCGGAAACUUCACACAGGGGAGAAACCCUUUAAAUGCCUUGCAUGCAUGAAGAGCUUCUACAGAAGUAAUGACCUCAUAUCACAUUUUAGGAUCCACACAGGGGAAAAGCCGUUUAACAUUGUCUCUGUGAACUCUUUUAGAAGGGCGCCUGACACGUGUCCGGGAGGCGGCUCCCUGAGGCCCGUCCGGCUGCCCUGCGGCCACUGCUGCCUCCCGGGCUUGGCCCCGGCGGGUCCCGGGGCGCCCGAGGAGGAAGGGGCCGCCCGGGACUCGCCCCAUGAGGGAGCGGGCCAGGCCCCUUUGAGGGAGGAGGAGGAGGAGGAGGAGGCCCCAUGGCUGCAGGGGGGCGCCCCAAGGGUUGCCCGGCCUGGCACGGAGGAGGCGGGCCUCCCCUGGCAGCAGCCCUUUGGGGGUGCCUUGCCUGAGGAGGCCGCUGGGCCAGGCCAGGCCCUCCCUGGCAGAGCCCCUAAGGAGGAGCCGUUCGCAUUGGCAGAGGCGGUGGGCAGCUUGACGGCUGCCCCUUGGGGUUUCCUGUGGGACGCCCCGCCGCAGGACGAGAGGGGGGUCCCGACCGAGAAGACGGGAACCCCGGAGGAGAAGGUGGCUGCCCGGGGUCCCCGCACGCCGGACGUGGAUGCCCCUCAAAAUGUCUUGGUGGAAGAGCUGGGCACCCAUGGAAAGAAGGGCCCCGCUUUGGAGGGUCUCCCAGAGAAGAGGGGUGCCCCGGCAGAGGUCCCGCUGAUGAAGGAGAUGGUAGCCCUGGAGAAGGUGGGGGUUGCACGGCGUCUCCCCCUGGAAGAGGCCGGCACCCUGGCGGAGCGGAGGAAGACCCUGCGGGAUUUGCCAAGCGAUGCUCUUCUGCAGGGGGACCCGGGCAGCCUGCCAGAAGAGAUCCCUGCCUUCCAGGAGACCCCACUGAAAGAGGUCCCUAUGACUUUUGAGGAGGUGGAGAUCCCUUUCACGGAGGAUGAGUGGGCUCUGCUGGAUCGGGGCCAAAGGGCCCUUUACCAGGAAGUCAUGCUGGAAAAUUACGAGAUGGUAGCAGCUCUGGAAGGACUUCUGAUUUCUCAGCCUGGACUCUUUGCCUGGUGGGAAGAAGGAGAAGAGCCGUUUACCCCCAAGCUAGAGGCAGGCAGUGACAGAAAGUCAGUGAUAUAUUCCAGAUCUGAUCCUCCUUCAGGUGACGUGGAAAGGGCCACUGUGCUGUCAGAUCAGAAAUGCAUGAUCUUUCAGCUUCCAGUGACCUUUGAGGAGGUGGCCAUACAUUUUACCAAGGAGGAGUGGUCGUCGCUGGAUCCGAACCAAAAGGCUCUGUACAAGGAAGUCCUGCUGGAGAAUUAUGAGAAUGUGGCCUCUCUGGGGGGACCUCCGAUGCCCAAAUUUGAUGUCAGCUGUUGGCUUGAAGAAAAGAAAGAAGAGCUAAUGACCCCGGAAAAUUUGAUAGCUGAGGAUGCAUUUAAUCUUUCGGUCCCUGAGAACUGUUGGAAUAUCUACAUAAUGGAGAAACCCUUUGAGUGCCUGGAGUACGACGAAAGCGUCCCCGGGAGCCCAAGUCUUCCCUUCGAUCGAGAGCAGAAAUCUUUCAAAUGUCUGGAGUGCGGGAAAUGUUUCGUUCAGAAGGCAGGCCUUGCCCGCCACCAAAGGAAACACACUGGGGAGAGACCAUUCAAAUGUCUGGAGUGUGGGAAAAACUUCAGCCAACAUUCACACCUUUCAACCCACAAAAGAAUCCACACAGGGGAGAAACCUUAUAAAUGCCAGAUGUGCGGGAAGAGUUUCCGUAGACAUCAAAACCUGGCGGUUCACCGGAGACGCCACACGGGGGAGAAACCAUAUAAAUGUUUGGAGUGCGGAAAAACCUUUGUCAAGAAAGAUUCCCUUGUCUCCCAUGAGAGAAUCCACACAGGGGAGAAACCGUACACCUGCCUGGAGUGUGGAAAGAGCUUCAGUCAGAGCAGGAAUCUGACCUACCAUCAAAGAGUCCAUACGGAGGAGAAACCCUUUAAAUGCCUGGAGUGCGGGAAGAGCUUCAGUCGACCAGGAAACCUGACUGUCCACCGGAGAUUUCAUACCGGGGAGAAACCCUAUAAAUGCCUGGAGUGCGGAAAGGGCUUCAGUCAGAAUAGAAGCCUCAUCUCCCAUCAAAAAGUCCACACCGGGGGAAAGGCUGUGAAAUGCCUGGAAUGUGGAAGGUGUUUUGGUCACAGCACAAGCCUCAGUUGUCACCAGAACAAAGCCACGAGCCAGAGGUGGGCUACUUCGGGGGUUCCGAGGGACCCUUUCCCCUUUCCACAGACUGUGGAGAGCCCCCUCCAGCAACCCUGCCCCCCUGAUCCCUCAAUGUACUUUUUCACUCCGGAGUCACAGGUCACUUCCCCUAGAAGCCUCAUGCAGUUUGCCCGGUAAACCCAAUUUGCCUCCACGGCCAGAUUUAGAUCCUUACGAGGCCUUUUCCACAAACAGGAUGUGAUUGGAAUGGAGGCCUUAGGGGUUGCGCCCUCCGUCACUGUGCCUGUCCAUCAUAAACUCAAUUGCCCACUGUUGCUUAGCUUAUGUUAUCAUGUUGAGUGCCAGUGGGUCUGUGCCACAUGAUUUCCACUUUAGAAAGAGAGCCUUUAAAUUAGAAGCAGCGAUAAGCGGAUGAUGAAUGUACCAAAAGGACUUUCCACGGAGGUAUUUCUAAAGCAGCUGAAACUGUCUCAUGACACCUGUCGUUAAAACAGUACUCUUCUUGAGAAAUUACAUUAAAAAUUGUGUUAGGCCAUUGUUGAAUGUGAUACUCAAUCAUUUUUCUUAGCUUAAAGGGAAGGAUCCUGCUGGUGAGACUUUUAGUUCACUGUUUUGAGUGACUACUAGUAUCAUUUAUCUGAACCCAUCAACUAGCCAUUGGAAAUGGCUGUAAAAUUAAUUUUUUUUAAAAAAGCUGUUAAAUUAAAGAUGUGCUGUACAUUGUAUCUGUAUUUCUCUUUAACCACUCCGUUGUGGCAGGUUGGCAUUUUUUUUAAAGCUGUUGUUUAUCGAAGGUAGAUUGAUGCUAUUGAUGGUGCUGUUUCUACACAAUGACCUGUGUGUUUUGUCUUCAUUCUAACCAUUACCUAAGGCAGGGUUGGCGAGGUGUAGCCAGUGGGCCACUGCCAGCCCCGUUUCCGCUUGGUCCCCACCGUACCCCAGAAAGUUCUUAUGUCUUUAUUCAGGCAAGUUCCUUGCACCCUCUAAUGUCCAUCAAUGACAAUUUUCUCAUUUAUUUGUCCAUUCCCCCCCUCCCAAAUCCCAUGAGUUGAUUUAGGUGCGGGAGACCCCUUUAAAAAGACCUAGAAGUGAUUUCCAAUCACUUUUCAGAAUUCGUAGACAUUUUGUUCUUCUUUGGUUAGUUUUUGCCCUAAGAAGAUGAUGUGGGGCAGAAUUCAAUCAGGUCUGUACUUUGCCCCUUCCCUCAUCCUAUCUGAAAAUGUUGUGUUUAUGGGAUGGAGAGGGGUUACCUUAAAAAUGAAAAAUGCUUUUGUACGUGUGAAAACCACAGUUCGGGAGCUAGUUUACAUAACAGCACCAAAACAACUAGUUUGGAAACAUCUGUGACUUCCAUGAUUUUUCCCCCUCUCCUUGGGAAGCUUGUAUUAUUUAAAACAGACUUUGUUGUGCAGCGGUCAGAGAUUCACAGUUUAAAAGCCCAUCACGGGCUUUAAAAACAGAGGGAAAGGUGGAGGCAAAGCUGUAGAGAGGGAAGGAUUUAAAAGGAUUUGUUUCCUAAGAAGCCUAGAGAAGCAGUUUUCAAGGACCUUGAUUUUGUAAUGCAGUAGGGAUGUCACAAAAAAGUAAGUUCAGAGAAUUACUGCAAAUCUCCAUUCCUCCAUAUCCACUUCCCUAGAGAUUUCACCUGUUCCAGCUUUAAUGUUCACGUAGCCCUUGUCAUCAUCUCACCUUCUCUUUCUGGUUCGAAUCUCCCAGGGCUGCUCCUUAUGAAGUCAAAACUGCACCACCUCUGUACAAGUAACAUGGCAUUUAGGAGAUAACUUGAUAAUUUGUGGCUU